CCAUAUUUUCCCCGCAGCCCGAAAAUGCUUGACAGUUCGUGUUUUUAUUUUCCCCAGUGUGUGAGUCUCAGUUGGCUUGCUGUAGAAAAAAGUAUCGGAAAACAUCCCCCCGUGUGUCCCAGGGUGGCCCCACGGGCGACUAUCCGGCAAUAGUGUGUGAUGCACGACGACGAGAGGUGCGAGCGAGAGACGCAAAAGCGGCUUUAGCCCACAGAAUUUUCUCAUCGUGCUCUUUUUCCUGUGUGCGUAGUCGAGUGAGUGUGGUGAUUACGGGCGCUUUAGGAGGUGGAAUUUCACACAAUUCUCGGAAGAAAUUGUUUUGAUCGCGAUACAAUGUUGUGAGGUGUCGCCCCGGAGAGUCCCCAGAACGCCCCGCAACACCUCAGCGGUCGCGCGCCCUCAGCGGAAGCGCAGCGCCCCAGCGACUCGAAACGUGUGUGUGAGGAAAAACAGUGACUGUGCGCCCCCUUUUCCGUCGCCCGGACAAUUUUCCGACCGUCCACGGGGGCGCGACGAGACGGGCGUUCUCCCCGUGUGCGGCGUGGCCAAAGUGCAAUUGCAUGGUGGGAUGUUUUGGAUUUUCACUGGCAUUUCCCUCAUGGGUGAAAAUAUGUCGCAUUUUCUUCAAUAAUAAAGAGAGAGGAUUCGUUCGUGGAAGUGCCGUGUAGAAGGACCAAAAAGUCAGUCACAAGCGAGUAUAUUUGGACGCGUGAGGGUCACAAAGUGUGGGCGAAGAGGAGAGCCUAAUUGAAUUGCAACCCAUGAUUGAAUUAAUUUAAAGGUGUAGUGAAAUAUUGGUAGAUUUGUAUCCUUGUGCUUAGUGUGUAAAGGCGUUUUUGUGGGAAAUUGUAGUAUAAGAUGUUAGUGAAAGUCGCUGAGCAAUGAAGAAGAGGAAAUUAAGUGCAAAUUCGUGUAGUGAAAAGUCAAGUGACUGCAAGUGGUUUCAUGAGGAUAUCGCUGCAAUGAUGGAGCGCGUGGCGGCCCCUCCGAAAGAUGGGGACACUAGUCUUGGGAGGGUUGAGUCCCGCGCGGACGACGGCGGGAGUAAUUUAAUUGGUAGUGAAAGUAGCUGUAGGAUGUAUAAAGUGCCAAAGUAUUUGCAUCAGGGAUUCAUCGAUAACUGUUCCAAUUGGCUCACGCGAGGCAGGACGACGAGGAGACUUUCGAGUUUUACAAAUCUUUUAGUAUUAUGUGUGUUUGUAUUGACACUCUCACUAUCCGUACAACAUGUACAUGGAGAUCAACUCCAGCCUGAAACUCAUAUGCCGUCAUCUAAUGAUACAGGAGUAUGCCAAAGCAUGGACAUCAGAAAUCAUCCGAAUCAGCUAGAACGUCUCAAGGAUUGCCGUGUCAUCGAGGGAUUCCUGCAGAUUCUGCUGAUUGAUCGCGUGAGGGGUUCUGACAAAGCAUUUGAGAAUUACACAUUUCCUAAGUUGACUGAAAUAACGAAUUACCUGAUGCUGUAUCGUGUCAAUGGCCUCAAAACACUCAGGAAACUCUUCCCGAAUCUGGCGGUGAUCAGAGGGAAUCAACUGUUUGUCAAUUAUGCCCUCAUUGUCUAUGAAUUGAUGGAUAUUGAGGAGAUUGGACUAAUUUCUCUCACGCACAUUGGACGCGGUGCUGUGCGAAUUCAGAACAAUCCAAGUCUCUGCUACGUUCACACCAUCGAUUGGACAGCCAUUGCAACGCAUACGGUCAAGGCUGAUCACUACAUAAAGGGCAAUAAUAAGGAAAAUCUGUGUCCAAUGUGUCCGGGAAGCAAGAGAGGCGAGCGGGAGGGCGACCAAGAAUCUCCUAAAUCAACACUAGAAUGCCCACGCAAAGAGCCAUUUCAUCGUCUCUGUUGGAAUAGUGAGAAUUGUCAGAAGACUUGUCCUGAUAUGUGUCGAAAUCACUACAACAGUUUGUCAUGCUCCAAUGAGGGCACGUGCUGCGAUCCAUCAUGUCUCGGUGGUUGUCACAAGUCUCAUCCGGAAUCGUGCAUCGUGUGUCGAUACUUCAGUCUCGGCUACGGAAAGGAUCGUAAGUGUGUGGAGAAAUGUCCUAAUGGAUACUAUACUCACAUGAAUCGGCGGUGCAUCUCGAAGCAGGAGUGUCUGAAUGUUACAAAGUCGCUGGACGUGCGGGAUGUGUCGAAGAUGUAUCCUUAUAUUCCGUUCAAUGGCACGUGCACACUGGAAUGUCCGACAAACUACUACAAGAUGGACAACGACACGAACAAUCGGACGUGCAUUCCGUGCAAUGGUCUGUGCCGGAAGACGUGCCAGGCGGCGAAGAUAGACAGCAUUUCGACGGCUCAACAGAUGCGCGGCUGCACUCACAUUGCGGGAUCACUGGAGAUUCAGAUAAUGAACCAAGGUGGAUUGAAUAUUGUGAAGGAGUUGGAGGAGUUUCUCUCAAAUAUCGAAGAAAUUGAUGGAUAUCUCAAGGUGGCACGGUCAUUCCCGCUGAUGUCACUCAGCUUUCUCAAAAAUCUCAAAGUCAUUCAUGGCAAAACACUCGAGUACAAUCGCAAUUCUCUUAUUGUCCUGGACAAUCCGAACCUUCAGUCACUGUGGAAUACAACAAAUCACUUGAAAAUUGAGAGAGGUCGAAUAUCAUUCCACUACAAUCCCAAGCUGUGUCUGUACAAAAUUGAGAAGCUGAAGACUUCCCUGCCCAUCACUGGGCGGGAUUUCUAUGAUGAGCAAGACGUGGCGAAGACGUCCAAUGGUGACAAAAUAGCCUGCAAUGUCACGAGAUUGAUUGUCAAUACGACAAAGAUUGAGGACAAUGGUGCAGUAAUUGAGUGGGAGCCGUUCCAAUUGGAGGACGACCGCGCUCUUCUCGGCUAUGUUGUGUCCUACAUUGAGGCGCCGUUCAAGAAUGUCUCCCUCUACGACGGCAGGGAUGCCUGCGGCUCUGAUGGGUGGAAAGUCGACGAUGUGGGACGCGACAGUGGUCGUCAGUCGUCGAUAUCCUACCUCUUGCCGCGACUGGAGCCCUACACGCAGUAUGCGUACUAUGUGAAGACCUACACCGUGGCGACGGAGAAAAUGGGCGCCCAGAGUGAUAUCAUCUACUUCCGGACACGCCCAGGACGUCCCGAGCAAGUGCAGCGGCUCCGAACGACAGCCAAUGGCACGUCGGAGAUCGUUGUUGAGUGGGAGCCACCGUCUAAGGCCAGGGGCAACUUGACGUCGUAUUGCAUCCUGGCGACUAUUUCCCAAGACAGCGCCGCACUUAGGUCUAAGAGGAAUUACUGUACUCAUGGGUUGAAGCCAGAGAGUGACUUGGCGGUUCCUCAGCUUCCGCCACAGAAGCCAACUUCGCCCACAACUAGUGACGAUCCGGAAAAGUGUGCCUGCACGAAGAAUGAGAAGCCAAAAUUAUCCGAGGCUGACGCUGAGAUUCAGAUCAGUUUUGAGGAUCAUCUUCAUAAUUAUGUCUACAUCAAGAAUCAAACGGUUUCUCCUACUUAUAGAAAAACCGGAUCACGAACGCGUCGAAGUGCUGCGUUCAAUGGCAACAAUUCCCUAACGCUGCCGGGAGAUAUAGGUCUCUUUCCCGAAGUGCUAUUUCCUGAGAAUAAGGAGACGGAGGACACUGGAAUUCCGGAGGAGAAGAAGAAGGACGUGAUGGAUGACAAUCAUGAGUACUUCAUACAAAUCUAUCGCGAACUCAAUGUCACGGAGACAAAGUAUGUCAUCAAGCAGCUAAAACACUACACACAGUAUAUCAUCUCGGUCAUGGCAUGUCGGGAAAUUGAGAAUGCUUAUACGGAUAGUGAGAAGGAGACGCCGAAUUGCAGCACAAAAGCCAUCGUGCAUCAGAGAACGGGAAAAAUAGGUGGAGCUGAUGAUGUGACGAAUGUUGCCAUUGACAAGAGCAAUAACAACACUCUGUUCAUAUCGUGGAAACCACCGAGGAAUCCCAACAGUCUUGUUCUCACGUACACGGUGCGCAUUCAGAAGGUUGAUGAUGUGAAUAGUAUGCGGAAAGCUGUGGAGCACUGCAUUCAGAAGGAGGAUUUCGAUAAGUCUAAUGGCACCUUCAAGCUGACGAUGCUUGAGCCCGGCAAUUACAGCAUUCAAGUGAUGGCAACGUCUCUGGCAGGCGAUGGAAAUGCAACAGAGCCUCACUAUGUUACCAUCGAUAAGGAGACAAACAACACAACGAUGUACAUCUUAGUGACUAUCAUACCGAUAUCGCUAUGCAUCCUGGGCGUUGCCGUGUGGCUGUAUUACAAGCGUAAUAUGCGGAAUGUGCCGGACUUGAAGCUGAUCGCCACUGUGAAUCCGGACUACGUCAGCAUGCAGUACACGCCGGACGAGUGGGAGAUGCCGCGGGAGAAUAUCACGCAGCAGCGAGAGCUGGGCCAGGGCUCGUUCGGCAUGGUGUACGAGGGUACAAUAAGCAAGCUGGAGAAGUACGGAGAGAACGUGAAGUGUGCCAUUAAGACGGUGAACGAGAACGCGACUGAUCGCGAGAGGAUGAAUUUCCUGAAGGAGGCAUCAGUGAUGAAGGCCUUCGACACGCACCACGUGGUGAGGCUUCUUGGUGUUGUGUCGCGUGGACAGCCAACUUUGGUGAUCAUGGAGCUGAUGGCGAAGGGUGAUCUCAAGGGAUACCUGAGGUCGCACAGGCCGGAUCCGGAGGCCAUCAAGACGGGCCAGAGUCCACCACAACCACCAACAUUGAAGCGUAUACUUCAGAUGGCCAUUGAGAUUGCCGACGGCAUGGCGUACUUGGCAGCUAAGAAAUUCGUCCAUCGCGACUUGGCGGCGAGGAAUUGCAUGGUGGCGGAGGACUUGACGGUGAAGAUUGGCGACUUCGGCAUGACCAGGGAUAUUUAUGAGACGGAUUACUACAGGAAGGGAACCAAAGGUCUUUUGCCCGUUCGCUGGAUGUCUCCGGAGAGUCUGAAGGAUGGCGUGUUCACGAGCAGCAGCGAUGUGUUCAGCUAUGGUGUGGUUCUGUGGGAGAUGGCGACGCUCGCAUCGCAACCAUAUCAGGGCUUAUCUAAUGACCAGGUUUUGCGGUACGUGAUCGACGGAGGGGUGAUGGAGAGGCCGGAGAAUUGCCCGGACAAGCUCUAUCAUCUCAUGCGCGAUUGUUGGCAGCACAAACCCAAUCUCCGGCCGUCGUUUAUGGAAAUUGUCUCGGGCUUACUUGAGGAUGCGCAUGUGAAUUUCACCAAGGUCUCCUUUUACCACUCCGACGAGGGAGUCGAGGUGCGACUGCAACUGGAGUCUGCAUCGCAAGCACUGGCGGAGAAUCGGUCAGAUGAUGUCACAACGCUUUUGAGACGCGACGAAGAGGCACUUAGCAUAGAUGAUGACCACGAUACCGAUGAGAAUUUCUUGAUGGAGCGCCCACGAAGUCACCAACUCAUUACGAGCGCAAGUUCAUAUCCAAAGAAGAAGCAGCAACACUCUCCGCUCAGGUGAAAAUUUGUACAGGAAGGCGUGCAUCAGUAGUUCCGCAGGAGAGAGAGAGAGA
This is a messenger RNA of Phlebotomus argentipes, 5481 nucleotides long. RefSeq names its product insulin-like receptor. Bases 882 to 5429 code for a protein of 1515 amino acids. The transcript is spliced from 12 exons. Gene Ontology annotation, cellular component: insulin receptor complex; axon; membrane. Gene Ontology annotation, biological process: cell surface receptor protein tyrosine kinase signaling pathway; glucose homeostasis; multicellular organism development. NCBI's taxonomy places the organism in Eukaryota, Metazoa, Arthropoda, Insecta, Diptera, Psychodidae. The record is from RefSeq and is a predicted model, not a curated record. Gene Ontology annotation, molecular function: insulin receptor substrate binding; insulin receptor activity; ATP binding.